AUGACAUUUCCAACCAAAGAAGAAGUCAACUUUGCUCUCCGGUUUGAAAACUUUGACCUGCCAAACUAUGGCAAAGAGUCAAGCUGCAAUUUUAAAAACAUCCUAGAAGGCUACGCGAGUACAAAGACCGGUUAUCGUUUGCCAAAUGUCCACACCUUACAUACCCAGGUUCACAUAGUCGUGGGUGGAGCCAUGGGGGAUGUACUUUCAGCUUCAAACGAUCCGAUCUUUCCUCUUCAUCAUUUCUUUGUAGACCGUAUUUAUGAGAAAUGGCUUCGCAAGUUCAACAAGAACGCUUCGGUUCUUUCAACCGAAAAUUCACCCAUAGGACACAACAAAGAUGACGUCAUUGUACCACUUUAUCCUGUGUAUACUCAUCAACAGAUGUUUAAGAAGUCUUUCGGGUUUGGUUAUGACUACGACGAUGUCGACGAGAAUGGUAAGUACAAAUGA
Messenger RNA from Porites lobata, 453 nucleotides. NCBI's taxonomy places the organism in Eukaryota, Metazoa, Cnidaria, Anthozoa, Scleractinia, Poritidae. The record is from the annotation of a GenBank genome assembly.